This is a messenger RNA of Staurois parvus, 338 nucleotides long. Lineage: Eukaryota; Metazoa; Chordata; Amphibia; Anura; Ranidae. The record is from the annotation of a GenBank genome assembly.
AGUCAGGAUUCAGGAGGUACGUAAAUGGCCUACACCAGGGGUGUCAAACUGGCGGCCCUCCAGCUGUUGCGAAACUACAAGUCCCAUCAUGCCUCUGCCUUUGGGAGCCAUGCUUGUAACUGUCAAUCUUGCAAUGCCUCAUGGGACUUGUAGUUUGGCAACAGCUGGAGGGCCGCCAGUUUGACACCCCUGUUGGUGAACUACAAGUCCCAUCAUGCCUCUGCCUUUGGGAGUCAUGCUUGCAACUGUCAGUUUUGCAAUGCCUCAUGGGACUUGUAGUUCUACAACAGCUGGUGGGCCACGGUUGCCCACCACUGCCUUAAUCCAUUCUAUUGGCC